GCUUAAAGGUUUCAAAUAAUGAAAGAGAAGAAACUAUUGCCAAUACACCCAUGGAUUACACCACACUCUUCAAAAAAUGUUGGUCAUCUAGACCUGAUCUACGUCCAUCAUUGAACGAUAUUUUGCCUGAACUCGAGAGGUUAUCAAAAAAAAACCCCGUAGAAUUCAUUGCAAAUGUUAUUGAUAGUGAUGGAGAAGUUACACAGUUAAUUUCCAAAGCUUCAUCUUCCUCAAGAAACCCUAUACUAUCUAAAAAUGCGAAUACUUUAAUAGACUCAGGAAACUUGAUUCUUUCGAAUGAUAAUGGCCGACAAAGCAUGUCUCUUAAAAACAUUUCUGCACUAUCUCAACAUGCAGAUAGUUCGGAAGAAUUGCUUGAAAGGAAUAUUAAUGAUGGACAAAAAAAUUAUAUUGGACUUAAUAAACCAAAAUCAACUAAAG
Racocetra persica is the source of this 441-nucleotide messenger RNA. NCBI's taxonomy places the organism in Eukaryota, Fungi, Glomeromycota, Glomeromycetes, Diversisporales, Gigasporaceae. The record is from the annotation of a GenBank genome assembly.